AUGCAUCCUCGUGGUCUGAUACAUCCCUACCAUCGGACCCAGUUUUUCUCCAGACAUAACGGCGCCAUCACAGCCAUGGGACAAACUGGAGAAAAGCAUCGACACGAAACAUGGAUGUCGCUGACUUCCUUCUGUUCGGCACUCAGAUCUGACAAUCCUACCGGUCACCACCAGAUUAUCUCUCCCGGCCACAUGCUCGUCGGCUCCAACGGCCGCCCUGCCGAACCAAAAUCUCACAUGCACGGCGAAACGUCGAGUGGAGAUGACUUCAUCGCAUCUCCUGCAGCAGUGCGAAGUGAAGAAAUAGCACUUCUUGCGUCCGAUUUGAAGAAGCUUCUCGUCCGUCUUGACACUUGUUGCAACGUCCAAGAGUCGGUGCCAGCUUCGAGUCCGUUUCAAGGGAUGUCGCCAUCCCUGGCACUAUUCAUGGCAAGCUUCGCAUAUAAGUAA
Molecule: messenger RNA, 450 nt
Organism: Zasmidium cellare ATCC 36951
Lineage: Eukaryota; Fungi; Ascomycota; Dothideomycetes; Mycosphaerellales; Mycosphaerellaceae
Exons: 1
Coding region: 1-450 (149 amino acids)
Source: RefSeq, a predicted model, not a curated record